Molecule: messenger RNA, 13170 nt
Organism: Tauraco erythrolophus (red-crested turaco)
Lineage: Eukaryota; Metazoa; Chordata; Aves; Musophagiformes; Musophagidae
Source: RefSeq, a predicted model, not a curated record
AUGGCAUCAAAGCAGGCAUCUCCCUCAACAGAGGAGCAGGCUUCCUCUGAAAUAGAUGAUCUCUGUCUAUCGCUGCAAGCGCAGCGAGAGUUUACACAGAAGAAAACCUUCACUAGCUGGAUAAAUUCAAUACUGGCAAAGCAUACGCCUCCUUCUGUUAUCUCAGACUUGUAUACAGACAUACAGCAAGGACAUUUGCUUUUGGAUUUGUUGGAAGUGCUUUCAGAUCAACAUCUGCCACGGGAAAAAGGAUUUAAUACCUUCCAGUGCAGAAGCAACAUAGAAAAUGCUUUGACAUUUUUAAAGAGCAGAUCACUCAAGCUCAUAAAUAUUCAUGUUGCUGACAUUAUUGAAGGAAAACCUUCCAUUGUGCUUGGCCUAAUUUGGACAAUUAUAUUUCAUUUUCAUAUUGAAGAACUUGCCAGGACACUUGCUUGUACUUACAAUCAGCCUUCACUUGACUGUUCAAGUGCUGUUGACUCCUCUCCAAAGGCAAGCCGAUCAGCCAAAAAAAGUGCUAAGAUUAAGGAACGGUGGAAGCUGUCUGCUACAAAGGCUCUUUUGUUGUGGGCAAAAGAACAAUGUUCACUGCACGGCUCUGUCAAUGUGACUGAUUUCAAGUCAAGUUGGCGAAGCGGACUACCAUUUUUAGCCAUCAUCCAAACCCUACGACCAGGUCUAGUGGAUUUGGAGAAGGCAAAAGCUAGAAGCAAUAAAGAAAACCUGAAAGAGGCUUUCAGAAUUGCAGAAGUGGAGCUGAAUAUUCCACGGCUUCUUGAACCUGAAGAUGUUGAUGUUGUGAAUCCAGACGAAAAAUCGAUCAUGACUUAUGUGGCUCAGUUUUUGCAGUACUCCAGGAAUUUGCAUGAGUCCGAGGAAGACAUGCAGGAAAAAGUAAGAGAGGCCAUGAGCUGGUUGGCUACACAGGAGAAGAAGUUAGCAAAGUUGCUGAUAGACACAGAGAAUGAAACAUAUUACCAGAAGUACAAAGAAAUGAUGUCAUUUAUGGAAGCAUUUAACCAAGAAAAAAAACCCUUUCUACCUGUGUUGUCAUCAAAAAGGAGUGAAGCUGAGCUGAGCGAAGGCCAGCAGCAGAUGAGAGAAGAGUGGGAUAAACUGAUCUCUCAGAUUAAUGAAUGGAAAGUGAAGCUGGACCAGAUGUUGCCCUCCCCUCUGGAUAGCAUUGAGGCCUGGCUUCAGGAGGUAGAACAUCUGCAGGCAGAAGAUUUGCCUGAUUUGCAGGACCCGUUUAAAGCAAUGUUUGUCUUCAAAGAAAUAAUUAUAACAUUUAAGGGCUUGAUGGAUUGUUUUGAUUCUCACUUGGAAACCCUCCAAUCAUUUAAGAAUGAAGAUGAGAAGAAUACGCCACUAGUCUUGCCUGAAAAGUUAGAGGAAAUGAAAAGAAGAUUCAGCAAUAUUCGUUUCACAAACUCCAACACCUUUCUUGAAUAUCACUAUGGACUGUGCUCAGCUAUUGCCAAUGAGGUGAUGUUAAAGCUAAAUAUCUGGGACAUGAAAUACGGGACAAAAGAGUCUGUGGAAUCACUACUGCAAAACUGGAACAAAUUCGUUGAAGAAAAGAGACUUGAAACACAACUAGAAACUGCUACUCAGAUCUGUGAAGAUUUGAAAAACAAAAACAUAAGCAAUCCUGACUUAGCUGGAGAUCCUCAAGAAAUUAGCAAACUUUUUAAGACAGUGAAGUCAAAGAUUUCUGUGUGCAGAGACUAUAUUUCCAAUGUAAAUACUACCCUACAGAAAGUCCUGUCUUCUUGGAGUAAUUACACAGAAAACGUCCACUUACUAAAGACGUGGCUGGAAGAAAAACGAAAUGAGCAUCCAAAAGAGAUCCCUGCCGAGAUCGUGGCGAAGUGGAAUUCAGUUCAUGGUUCCUUAAAUGAAGCUGGAAACUAUCUCAUCGAAGUCAGCAAAGAGCAAGUUGGAUCAAAUAUUGCCAAAGAGCUGAAGAAACUUAACAAGAGAUGGGCUAAGUUCAUCAAGAGGACACACUUUCUUGGUGAAGAGAGCACAGAUGCUGUUGAAAAGACCAGGGAGCUUCCAGGGAACCUGGAGAAAAUUGAGGAGCUCCUUGGAAGGGUGGACAGCUGGGCAGCAGAGAUUGGAUGCCUGCUUGGCGAGAUCAGUCACGAGGGUCGUAUGCAACGUGAGACGGAGGAACAUUUGCAGAGCUUGGCUGCAAGGGGAGCCUCGUGCCAAGAAGACAUUGUGGCAGCAGAAGAGAUACUGCAAUCCCUGACACAAAGUGUUUCAAGUCAGGUGUCCCAACAGCAUUCUCACACCACUGGGCUGCAGGCACGAGUUAAAGAAGCCAGAGGCAAAAUAGAGGCUUUCAUGGGUGACAUGAACAACAUCUUGUCCAAAUCUGAGAAGACACCUGCAGAGAAGGAGGCUUUGCUCAACUUUGAAGAAUCCCAGAAAGAACUUGAGGCCUCUAUUUCAAAGGCUGUGCAACUUGUCAGUCAAAAAUUAAGUCCUGAAGAAUGUAUUUCAAGAUAUGAGGAAGCUUUUAAUGCUUUGGACAAUAAAGUUCUUGACAAAUUUUUGAAAGCAGCUGAACAACUGAAAAAUGUUUCAUCUGAUGGCGAAAAGUUGGUAGUGGAAGAAAAGAGUAAAGAUGUUCGUAAAAGAUGGGAGGCAGUUCAUCAUGAAAUAGUAUCCUGUGUCCAGCUCAUAGUAGAAAGGGAAAAAAAGAAAUUUAAUGCAACUUUAAAAAAAAUCAAUAAGCAGUUAGGCAAAGAGAAGAAACUCCUAAAUAUGGAUAAAACCAAAGGGCUCGUCAAGGAACAUGAGGCCUUUUUUUCACAGGAAGGCAGCCUGAGGGAACUUAGCAAGUCAUUAGAAGACCUUAAAAAAUUGAGAAGGCUGUCAGAAGAAACUGUCCCAGGCAUACAAACACUGACUGCAGACUGUGAACAGAAGCUGGAAAAGCUUCAGCAAAUUAUGUCAGAUACGUACAGGGCCCUGCUGUCUCAUGCUGGAAAAGGACAGUCAUCUAAGAAAGAGAGCUCCAUUGUUGCUUCUGAAAAUGGAGAAGAGCCUGGUUCUUCUCAACAAAUUGAUACCCUUUCAGUACAGGAGAGCUCCAGACCUGCUGCAGAUACAGUUUUGGAACCAGAUGUGAAACAUCACAAUGGAGGAAGCUAUGCACAGAAAUUUGAGGAAAACAGUGAUUUGCCCAUACCAGCUUUAUUAGAGAGCUACAACACACAGAGAAGUAACCUGGAGGAACUUUUGCAAAUCAGCAGAGAUAAAGUAGCAUCUGGUUUUAGUGAUGAAAUAAAAGGCACUUCAUGCCUUCAGAAUAAGCUGCUUGAACUACAGGUGAUAGAAAGCGAAACCAAUUCUGGUUGGACACGAUUGGAAAGCAUCUCAUCUGCCUUAGAAGAUCUUGUGGAUGAAGUGCAGCAGGCUGUUAUCUCUGAGAUGAAAAGCAAACUAAAAGGAGAAUGGAAAGAGCUUCAGGAUAUUAUGAGUACCAGAACAAACUCUUUAAGGACUGCUUUGGAAAUUGUUUUGCCAAUAGAAAACGAAUCCAUUCUUCUAUGUGAAUUAGACCAGCGACUGAAGAAAAAGGACAUCCAGCAGUUUAAUCUCAUGAAUAGUGAUCUUGCUUAUAGGGAACUGAAGGAGCUACAGAGAUCCAUAUUAAAUCAGAUUGAAGUGUGCAAACAAUUGGAACACCUAGAUAGUUCAGCAAGAGAUGAAUUUAAUCCAAUAGAUCUGCAAGCUGCAAGUAAAAUUAUGAUUUACUAUCAAAACCAGCUUGAAGAAAUGAGCCAUAAAAUGCAGAUCCGUGAGACAGUCCUUAAAGAUCUGGAAGCUUUUAUGGCCUCAUUGAGGAAGAUUCAGUCUUCCAUCAAAUGUCUCACAGAUCUCUCAGGUCAACCUGAAAUACAGGGAAAAGCAGUGAGAGAGGCGGCACAGGAAGUUUGUCAUAUGGCAGAAGAGGCUAAAUGUUUGGAUGAACGCUUGAAAACAGUUGAUAUCUGUUUGGAAGAUGCUGAAUGUGGAAGACAGACUUGCUGUGAAAACCUUGUUCAGACUUUAUCUGAAGAACUAAAUGCGACUUAUGAUCUCCCAAGUGAACAGAUGCUUACAGAGAAAAAAGACUUGUACAAGAUUUUUUCCACAAAAAACAGUGAGCUCCUUAAAAACAUUCAGGAUCUACGUGACAGAAUUAACAAAAUAGGCUUGAAGGAUCCAACAAUUCCAGCAAUUCAACAAAGGGUAAAAUCAUUAACAGAAUUGGAAAAGGAAUUGGAUUGUGCUGCUGUUGAAAUGAAACCUAUGCGAGAAAUUGCUAACAAGCUCCCACAGAUCAAAGAGGAAGAAGCAGAGGAAGCAAAUGAACAAUGCAGAGUUACAGAGAGGUUAUGGGAGGAUACAAAACUCUUGCUUGCUGAAUGCCAGGAGCAGUGUGCAAGGGCUCUGGAGCUCCUGAAGCAGUAUCAAAGCUACAAAACUAGUCUGACCAGCAUCAUCCAGAAACAGGAGAUUUUGCUUUCACAGCAAACUUCUUACAUGGGGAAGGAGAAUUUGAACAGACUAAUAACAAAGAUUGAAGAGGCAAAAGAGGAAUUUAAUAAUCAUUCUGAAGAUGUAGACAAAAUAAACCAGAUCUGCAAAAACCUUCAAUUCCAGCUCAAUAAAAUGAGAAGCUUUGAGGAGCCUCCGUUCGAGAAUGAGGCUAACAUUAUUGUGGACAGAUGGCUGGAUAUCAAUGAAAAGACUGAAAACUACUGCGAUAAUUUGGGAAGAGCUCAGGCUUUGUGGGACAAACUUCUUAGUUUAUCUGGCACAAUCGACGCUUGGGCAAGUGCAGAACUUAAGAACGUAGAAGACCGUUGUCUGACUGAAGAGGACCUCACGCAGCUGAAGGCAUGCUUACGAGUCCAAGAGCAGAAACUCCAGAAAUUUGACAACACAGUGGCUGAGAUAGAAGAACUUCUGAAUAGUAAUGAACCUCCGCUGGAGCUACAGGUCAUCAGAUCAUCUGUUGUGCAAAAAAUGGACCUAAUCAAAGAGCUCUUUUCAACGAAGCGGGGGAUCAGUGAACUCAGCGUGAAUACAGCAGAGUUAAAAGGAGACCUUGAUCUGGCCAAGACACAGAUUGGAAUGACUGAAUCACUUUUAAAAGCUUUAUCUCCUUCUGACACCUUAGAGAUCUUUACUAAAUUAGAGGAGAUACACCAGAAAAUUCUGCAACAAAAACACCAUGUGACAUUACUCCAAGAAGAGACGGAUUGUCCUGAUGUGGAUGAAUUAAAUAAGCAGCUUAAAUGUCUCACUGAUUUAUUUAAUAAGAAGAAACAUGUGUUUCAAGAUCACUUUAUCGGUGUUUUGAACCGUCAGUGCAAGAAUUUUAAUGACUGGUUCAGCAGCACUCAGCUGUCUUUGAAGGACUGCUUUGACCCCUCAGAAACAAAACUGAUACUGGAAGAAAGACUGCAGAGGCUAAAGCACUUCUUAACAUCUGAAGGCAAAGACCGAGAUAUCCAAGAGGUUAAAACUUUAUUGAAUAAAGUGAAGCAUUACCUGCCCAAAGCAAGCAUUAGCCACCUCAACGGCCGUGUGAGAGAUCAAGAAGCAGAACUACAAAGAUUAAUCUCCAAAUGUCAGAAACGGGAAAAGGAACUCGGUGCUUCUCUCCAGCAGCUCAGUAGCCUUGAAGAAAGCAACACUGUCUUGGAAGAAUGGCUCACUGCUCAGGAAGGAAAACUAGAAGAGAUUAAAAAAGAUGAGACAGAACUUGAGAACUUCUAUAAAACACUAUUAAUGCAGAGAAAACCGUUUGACUCCAUGGUUCAGCUAGCAAAUUCCUUGAGGGAGGCCGGGCUGAAGGAAGAUAAAACCGUUUCAGAAGCCAGUGACCUUAUUAGUAGAUACCACACACUGAUUACAUGUAUAAGUGAAAUGGCAGGGAACACUGAGAGACUUCCAGUGGAAGGACAGAACUUUGAAGAACUUGCCCAGGAUGUUUCUUGCUGGAUCAAAAAGUUCGAGGAGGCUGUUAAUAACUUGAUUUCACAGGAAAGUGAGUUGGCAUCAGACGAAAAGAUUAAUCAGAUAAAGGAAAUCACAGCCCUCAAAGAUGCAGGAGAGGCCAAAAUACAGAACAUGGUAGCUCUGGGAGAAACUUUACUGAGAAAUGAGAAAAAUAAGAAGCCAUGGGAAAGCAUCUGUCGGUUAGCUGCUGAGUACAGAAGCCCUCAAGAGCAACCUCAGUUCAACAUGGAGCAGUAUGAGCAAAGCAAAGAAGAUCUGAGACUGGCUCUAACUGAACUGGAGAAACAGCAACAGGAGCUUGGUUUUGCCCUUCAGCCUGGUUUGUGGGAGAAGCAAGCUCAGCUGACAAACUACGUCAACCUCCUGCAGAAGGCAGAAGACUUAACUUCCCGAUUUAAUGAAUUGAAAAGCCAGGAAGAUCACCUACAGGGUCACUCUGAGGAUCCCUGCUUCACAGAGGUGGAAUGGUUGGAAUUAAAGCACCAACAUGAAAAUCUGCUCAGCCAGCUGCAGACCAUAGUGCAGACAUUGGAAAGUCAUGUUCAACAGCACCAGCAGUUUCAGGAUAUGGUAGCAGGCCUGAGCACUGAGCUGAAGACUGUCUCUGAGAAGCUUGCUGGUUGUGAAGGUCCAGCAAUGGUACAACCAUCAGCUGAGCAAAACCAGUUGAAAUCACAGGAACAACAAGCACCUCUUAGUCGAUGCGAAGACACGUUAAAGAAGAUUUUGAUUUUAGCAGAAACUGUUAAACAAAACACCUCUUCACAAGGACAGAAGUUUAUUAAAGAUGAGAUUGAAACACUUCAGAGUGAACACAGGAGUCUGGAAGAAAGACUUGAAAAUGUCAAGCAAAAGGAGGAAAGUAUUUCCAGUGGAGCCCUUGAGUUAAAAGAUGAGUUUGGUAAUGCAAUACAAAUGGAAGCUGAGGCGGAUACAAGGCUGAAGAGAGAGAUACAGAUCACUUCUGAUGCUCCUGUCGCUGCAGAAGAGAGCCCCAUAGCAGUGGAGUUAAAGGAGCCUUUGGAAAUGCAUGAUGGUCAAGAUGUGAAUGGAAAUAUGUCCGAGAAAGAGAAGCAGAAUGAUCCACUUUCUGAGGAAAGCAGUUUAUUGUCAGACAGCCCACUACAGGGGAUCUGUCAGAGCAAGGACACAUUGAGGCAGACCGUUCAGGGGGAAGCUGGUAAAGAGAGCCCAGCUAUGGACAAACGUGACAAGGCCCAAGAGGAUGUUCUGGACAAUGCGGUUCAGGGUGGUGAAGCAGACCUGGAAAGACGUCAGUAUGGUGUUGGUAUUGAAGGUGAUGAAACAAGAAAGGAAACCCAUCCAGCAGAGGAGAAACCUAGCGAUGUCAAGAAUCAGUCGUAUAGAGAAGAUGUGGAUCAGAUUCAACAAAGGGUGUGCCAGAAAAGUCGAGUCCUGAAACCUGCAGCAGCUGAGAAACAUGGUGUGGAACCUAAUCCCCCAGUUUCUGCCUAUGAGGAUGCAGAUACGGAAGUGGUUGUCCAGAAGGAACUAUUUCCUGGAGUGCAAGUAAACACUGAAUAUUUUGAAGAGGAACAAAAGGUCAACAAGCUGAAAAAUGAAGUGGCUGAACUGGAUAUCGUGCUCAUAAAUGAACAACUAAAAGAGCUGGAGAAUUUACAAACUGAACUGGAAACAUGGAAAGCAAAAUCUUUGUGUCAUAGUCAAGAAGCGUUUCCCAAUGCAACAGGAUCAAACAGAGCAGAGCUGCAAACCACAGAGCCUGUGGUGCCCUGCUGGGACAGGCUGCUUCAAGAGCUAGCUGCUGUUAAGGAAGUGAAGCAACAACAGUACUGUUUAAUUAAUGAGUACCAGAAAAAUCUUUCUGCUGCGCAGUCCUCAAUGAAAAAUUUGUCAACAGAAAAAGAUAACAUAAAAAUGGGUCCUAUGAACAACACCGUUCUUCUGGAGAAAAUUAAGGCAUGCAUAGAGUCCUUACAAAAAGAAAGAGAUGUCUUAAACCAGUUGAAAACUCAGCAAGAAAGUUUAUCUGAGCAUUUAACAUGCGUGGAUAAAGUGUUAACUGAAAGCCAAAUGAGACAACUGGAGCAAUGGUGGCAACACAUGGAACAAACAGUGCAAAAGAAACAUUGUCAAGUUGUGGCAGAAAUCAAUGAAUUUAACCUGCUUAUGAAUAAAGCACAGGAUAUUCAGAGACUGAUACAAGAACAAUGUUUACAAGCAGAGUUAUAUUCCUCGUCUGAAAGAAAAGCCAAAUGCCCUGUACUUUGGGCCACAGAGCUGCAAGACAUUAAACAUGGUCUUUCUCUAUUAAAAAGAAGGAUUGAAUUGCAGAUGAAAAGAAUUUGGAGUGAUCAAGAGAAGGUAGCUUUGGAGAACUCUAUACAUGAUUUGCAGAGCAAAUUGGAAGCAUUAUCAGCGCAACAAACUCCUCAAGAGGAUGUUCAGAUGACUGGUCCUGCUCUCAUGAAACAUGAAUUGAUGAAAAGGCUGAAAGAAAAUAUUUCAUGGGUCAAAGAUUCACUGUCCUGUCUUGAUCAGAAAGCAGCACUUUUCCCUAGUGAUGUUAAAUCACAGAUCAAAAGUUGUCAGCUUAUGAACACGGAAAUUCUAAACAGAGAGCCUGUGAUUCUGUCACUAGAUUAUGGGCUGCAGCACCUCGUUCCCACCUUGAAGCCAGAGGAGAUCUCUGAUAUGAUCUUCCUUUUACAAACCUUGCAGGAUUCAUACAAGGCUCUUGUUUUAAAAUCAACUCAAAGAUUAGAGCACCUAGAGCUCCAGCUGGAGGAGAGGCAAAGACUUAUUGCAGAAGUAGAAAAAGUUCACUGUCAGCUUCGAAAUGCUGAGAUGCUUGCCAGGCCUGACAUGAACCAGACCAGCACAUGGCCAGAAUUAAUCAAUCAACAAGCCAUUUUAGCAGAGAUUUUAAAGGACAUACAGGAAAUAGAAGAACUUAUCUCAUCCCACUGUAAAGAGAGUCAGGUCACAGCUGGGGAACUGAGCCUGUCUGAACAACUAUUUUUGAUUGAUCAGUUAAGAAGUCUGAAGAAUAGAGCAAGGAAAACACAGAGGCAAAUUCAGAGUAAACUUCAUGAAGUAGAAAAAAAGAUAGCUGUCUACAGAGAGUUUGCUGAAGGAAUAACUUUAUUGCAGCAAGAUCUUAAUGAUCUACAGUAUAGUGAAAUGAAUCUAGAAGAAGGUGAAUUAUUAGGUGCCCGGCAGGAAGUGAAGGAUAAAUGCAAAGCACUUAAAGAGAAAGUAUUAGCUUUUCAGUCUGAUUUGUCACAAAUGAUGAAGUACAAAGAGAUCUUUGGAUGUGUAAGUCUAAAAUGGGACUCACUGCAGCUGGAUGAAUUGCAAACUAAUUUUUUAAAAAUUAAAAAUAAAAUUCAAGAGACGAUAAUAAGCUUUGAUAAUGUUGUUAGGGAAUGUGAUAAGAUUCAAACAUCACUAAGUGAAAUCCAGACUCUGACAUCCACUGUAAAAAAAGAAGCUGACAUCCUAAAUGAUGUCUCUAGCUCUUCUCCUGCCGAGAAUCUCGUAUCUGCGCAGAUUCUGUUUCAGAUAGUUGAACAAAUCUUGUACUUAAUCCAAGAAGUAACAAAUCAAAUAAACAAAAAUGAAGUCUUUGAUACACCAUUCAAAGUUUCUCAGAUGAAAGAAAUAAAGAGCCUGGAGAAAGAUGUUGAGGAGCUGAAUCAGUUUCUUCAAAACUUGGUCUCUAGACUCCAGUGUGUAAACAAGGAAGAUAUCCAGAAUGAAGUAGAACAUAUAUUCCACAUCAUAAAGCAUAUUCAAUUAGAGCUCCAGCAACCACUUCUGAUAGACAUAAAAACAAUGCGGUAUGAAAAGAUGCGAUGGGAAGCAAUUCAGAAUAUGAUGCAAGUAAAGUUUUCUGCUGUUAAAUGUAUAGUGGAAAAAGAGAGGGAAAAACAAGAGGAAAAGUCUCUUGCUGCUGUUAUAGAAACAAAAUUAAAGGCACUGCAAGACCAUGAAAUGCGACUGAAGACAGAUGUUGCUGCCCGUGUUAGUGCUCUGGAGGAGGCAUGUAAGACUGCUGAGCUUUAUACCAAGGCUGUUCAGAGGGCUGCCAGGUUCCUCGAGGACUAUGAAGCUCAAGUCCAGUCUGCUGCAGCAGAUCUCGAUAGCUCAGAGGAGGUCUGUCAGACUGCACAAUGGAAACAAGAAGAGUUCAACUCUUUAAAGGCUGACAUAGAAAACCUCUACUCCAAGCUGAAAAACCUAGUGAAACCAGAAGAGAAAAUACAUCUGGAAAAUACUUUAAUGGAACUAGUCAGUAAGAGUUUAGUAUUAAGGGAUAAGGCUCAAAGAAAGGAAGCGGAUGAACAGAGGUAUUUUGAAAAAUACAAAAGCUACACAAAAACCAAAGAUAAGGUGUGUGAUGAUCUUAACAAACUGAGAAAGUUGCUUAGUCAGUCUUUCUCUCAAAUACCAAUGUCUUACAAAGAAGCUUUGGAGCACUUUGAAGAAAGCAAGAUUUUAGUCUCCAACAUUGACUCGGCUGAAGAUGAUCUUGUGAAGCUGAGACAGGUCUCUGGAGAGCUGAUGAGAUUAUGCAAGCGAAGCGACAAGGCACUGGGCAGGAUUGUAAGAGUGCUGUGGGAAAAUUGGCUGGGUUUGCUUGAGGCAGCUGAGGGUCUGGAAAUUAACUGUGAAGAACUAAAGCAGGAGUGGAAAUUCAUCAAUGAAGAGCUGGAACGAGAAACAAUAAUUCUUGAUAAGCUCCAAGAAGAACAGCCAGAAAGUCUUAAAGAGAAAGAAAAGGCCACCAGAGAAGAACUGGUAGAAUUACUAGAUUUUGUGAACUCGUUUGAGGAAAAUAUCAAGCAGCAACAGCUCCUCUUAUUCUUACUUCUUCACCGAAUAAGAAACAUCCUGAAUACAUCUGAAAAUACUGAGAUGGAAACUGCCUUUCCCGCCUUAUGUGAGAUAAAAGCAAUGCAGGAUCGCUGUAAAAAGUUGUAUGAAAAGACUCAAGACCAUAAGGAUUCUUUACAAGCUGAGAUUCAAGAGAGGAACAAGAUCAUUGAAGAAAUAAGUGCUGUGACAAAUGCAUUACAGAAUGCUGCAUCUGUGUUAUUGCAAGAUGCUACUGAAAAGGCAGGACAACUGCAGGAGGUUCAGAGUGUGAUUGGUAAAGAAAGUCAAACUCUAAAGGAUAUCAUGGAGAAACUCCGGAUCAAGUAUUCUGAAAUGUACGCAAUAGUUCCUGCAGAGAUUGAAAGACAGUUGGAGGACUGCAAGAAAAUAUUGCAAGACCUAGAAGACAAGGUUAGCUUUGAAAUCUUGCAGAGCUCUCCCCAGUAUGUGCUGAAAAGAAAAGCAGAAACUAUUCACAAUGGCCUUCAAGCUAUUGAGAAGAUGUUACAACAGAAGAGUGAAAACAUUUCAAAAGCCAAAGAAGUUCAGAAGCAAAUCUGGGAUAUGCUGGACCUUUGGCAUUACAAACUCAAUGAACUGGAUGCAGAAGUGCAUGAUAUAGUAGAGCGGGAUUCCUGCCAUGCACAGGAGCUGAUGGAUAUCUUAGUAACCCCCCUGCAGCAGUACCAACAGGUCUCACAACUCGCCGAGCACAGAACUGCCAUUUUAAACAAGGCUGCGAACAAGAUGGAAGAAUAUGAUGAACUCUUGAAGAAUAUGAAAGUUUGGAUAGAAAACACCCACUGUUUGCUAAGAGCAGAUGCUCACAAUGACUCUGCAAAAAGCUUACGCAAACAUACUGAUGACCUUCAGAUGGCUUUGGAAGACUCAGAGCAAAAGCAAAAUCUUCUACACAGUGUUUACAUGGAGCUGGAGGAGCUAACACCAGUCUUUGAAACAGACGGUGUAACGCAGCAGCUAAAUGAAAUAGAUGAUCAAGUGGCAACUCUACAGCAUGAGAUAGCAGAGAUUCUUCCACAGAUCCAGCAUGUGGCUGAUGAACUGGGUGCCAUUGAAUCUCAUGUGAAAGUGUUUGAGAAGGAUAUUGCCAAAAUGAAGACAAUCCUGUCAUCAGAGGAUCUGUUAGAAUUUUCUCCUAAAGACCAACUUAAACAUGGACAGGUUAUACUUGACCAUAUUGGUCCCAUGCAGAAGACCGUUGUUCAUAUACAGUCCUAUGAAGAAGUGCUUCAGCUCCCAGGGGUGAAAACGCAACCCUUCUCAGUCUUCCAAAGAGCAAGACAACUCCUGAGAGAAUUGAAGAAAUUAGAAAAAAUUACUAAGGAACAAAAUGACCUACUGGAGGAAGCUGUAAAGAAAACAGAAGAAUGUGAACAAGAAAUUGAAAAGUUGAAACAAUUCUUAAAGAACCACUUGGUUGAAAUAUCACAUGAAGAUCAACCACUGGCUCAGAAGACUUGUCCAGAGGGAGAAAUGGAAGCUGUGAAAGAAGAAAUCAUAAAGUUGUGCCAAAGAAAGGAAGAUGUCCUUACCAGGAUGAAGAAUUCAAUGUCUGAGCUUCACCAGCGAUUACAGCAAGAAGUGCCUGAAUCAGGAGAUGAACCCACAGCCUUUGUAUUAGCACAAAGUGACUUGAUUGGGACUGACAUUUCUGGUCAGCAGUUGAAAAAAAGAGGAAUGGUGUCUCUUCUACCUUCCUUAGAUGAAGAAUCGGAAGACUGUUCUUUCCAUAGGAAGGGAAGUACAGCCACAGAGAAAGAUGCAAGCUUUUGGCCUUCAGAAAGAGGUGAUGAAAGGCAUAAGGAAGACAGUGCAACCUCCUGGUCUUCUGGUACCUUGUCGGAUGGCAUUGUUCAGGAUGCUAAUGAGAUAAUGGAAUCACACAGUAAACAUGGUGAGGAAACAUCUAUGCAAACUUUGCAGAGCACUGAAGGCCCUGGCACAGGUGAUGACAGUCCAGCUAUGGUGCCAUCUUCAGAGACUGAACAAAGUGUCCUUUCUUCACUGGAAUACUGUGGAGAUAGUGCAAACUACCAACAAGAGACAGAGGCUCUUUCCUUGAAGCUGAAGGAAGUGAAAUGCAAUUUGGAAACAGUCCAGAUGAUGCUUCAAGACAAACACAAUGAAGAGCAGGAUCACAACAGGAAAAUGACUGACCUGGAGCCCCUUGAGAUCCUAAACUCAAACGGCUCCAGCACGCCCCAGCUUGCCCUUGAUGAACAGCCACUCAAUCAGCACAACAGUUUCCAGCACCCACAG